AUGCGAGCACUAGUACUGGUUCCGUUGUUGUGCACUAUCGCAGGUCUGGUGCUAUCUUUUCUCUGCAUAUUCGCAGGAAGUAAGCCUGGAUUUAUGGAUGAUUACAACCUCGUGACUUUGAAUACGUCCACCUUGGGACACAAUCUCAUACCGAAUACUAAAACUCCGGCCGUUGUCAAUAAUCUGUUCCCUUUUAUCCCUCAAAAUAUAAAUGGCGCUACAAAUCAAUUAAAUGACAUUAUUGGUGAUGUGGUUGAUGAACUAGCACAUGACUUGGGUAUUAAUCAGUGGUACGGAUGGCAUGCUAUGAAUUUCUGCGAAGGGAACUACAAGCCGAGCCCAAAAGCGCGGCCGGUGAUGUACCAAGUCGUAGAAUGCUCGAACCCGACUUCAGGAUUUCACUUUAAUAUUGCCGAUGUGCUCGAUCAGCAACUUGGAAUGGGCCCUCUUCGCAUAAGUCUCAAAGAUCUUCAUUGGCCGGAUGAGAUCCAAAAAGUAAUCGAUCAACUCUCGACAGCCCUUCAAGCAGCAGUUGCCUUGUACUCAAUCAGUAUCGCCGCCACAGGCAUUCUAAUAUUUACCAGUUUAAUAACUUUAUUUGUCAGUAGCGCUACACUUCUAAUAAUGGCGAACCUUUUGCUAGCAGGUGUGAGCUUCUUAGCGCUUUUUAUAGCCUCUAUUAUAAUAAGUGUUAUUAACUCUAGGACGAUGAAGGUUGUUCAAGAGAAGGGAAACAUGAUUGGGGUUUACGCUUACAAGGGCCAAAAAUACCUAGCACUGACAUGGUGUACAAUGGCUGUCAUGUUGUUAGCUUUUCUAUCUUGGACAGUGAUAUUUAUCUUGGGACGAAAAGACAAACAUUCUCAAAAACCCGAAAAAACAUCUCUGGCAAAUAAAUUUAGACUGGGUGGCUGGCCCUAG
This is a messenger RNA of Blumeria graminis f. sp. triticale, 921 nucleotides long. NCBI's taxonomy places the organism in Eukaryota, Fungi, Ascomycota, Leotiomycetes, Helotiales, Erysiphaceae. The record is from the annotation of a GenBank genome assembly.